AUGACUGACGCGUCAACACCGGAAACCACCGGAACGGCAGCAACGCCGGCGGGAAGCUUCUCGCCGCUUCAGUAUCUCGAUCGCGCAUUGUCGACACUGCGCGAUAUUGGAAUUACGCCGGAAUCUGAAGCGGACGCACCUAUCAACGCGCUUCUUGAACAGAUUUCGGAGCUGUCUCCCGACAAGGUGCUGGUCAUCUCGCGCACGCUCAGCCAGGCUUCCAAUUUCAACGAGGUUGUCCGCACGCAGGUCCAGCAGAUGGAUAUCGGUGAGCGAUACGAGGAAAUCACCAACGCCUUCAAUUCCAUCAGGGACGACGCCAAGUCGCUGGUGGAUCAGCUGGCAGACGGCAAGAUCUCCUUCACGGAAAACCUGUCGAACAAAUGGCGUGACAUGCGCCGGGGCACCAUCUCUGACCGGUUUCAGGAUAUUCGCGGGACGUACAAGGAAGUCGCCCUUGCGACCAAGGACCAGAUCGAGCGCGAGCAGACAAUCCUGGACUCUUAUCGCGACUUUCGCGGCGCCCUGAAACAGGCCGAGGUGACAGCGCUGGAGUUGCUGAACAUGGCAACCGAAAAGCUGAAUGGCAAAAAACUCGCGCUGGAAGCCGCCUCCAAGGAAGUGGAAGGCUAUGCCGGUGACGAUCCGGCGCAAAAGGCACGGCUGGAGCUCACGCGCGACGAACGCAUGCGCGAGAUGCAGGACGAGGAGAAGCGCUAUCAGAUUGCCAAGGACCUAUCCGACAACCUGACCAUAGGCUACAACACCUCGGAAGUGAUCAUGGCGCGUCUUGUGCAGACCACCAACGCCAAGGAACGUGUUUACGCGCAGUCCGUCAGUUUCUUUUCGACAAACGAAUCCGUCCUGACAGCUCUCAACGCGUCCUUUACCGGAUUGCAGGGCCUGCACGAGUCCACCGAAACCUUGAAUGCCAUGAAGGAAGGUAUCAACAAGAGCCUCGAAACUCUGGCUGAAAUCGGCGACGCCGUGCAAAAAGAAGCCCUUAAGGCAGGCUAUGGCCCGACCGUCGCCGCAGCAUCAGUGAAAAAACUGGUCGAUUCCGUGGUGAAUUUCCAGGUCCAGUCCCGCGAGAUCAUUUCCGAAAUGCGGGACAUGUCGACCAAGAAUUCCGAGGAAAUUCGCAACGCGGUCGAAGAAGGCAAGCGUCGGCUGGCAAAACUGACUGCACAGGGUCAGGGUCUCUGA
This is a messenger RNA of Effrenium voratum, 1206 nucleotides long. NCBI's taxonomy places the organism in Eukaryota, Dinophyceae, Suessiales, Symbiodiniaceae. The record is from the annotation of a GenBank genome assembly.